UCCAGCCGGCGCACCCUACUCACUGAAAUCAAGCACCUGUUGGUUCGAGAAUCGAGAUCGUAAGGCCGGCUCCCCCAACUCGACCAUUGUUUGUCUGGAAACGAAGCCGGUAAAGCGUUCACAUCCAGUCUCCUCUCAAUCCGCGUGUGUGUACAAUACUUUUCUGUCCGCAACAUGUCUACCGAACAGGCCGCCGUCCCCGCCGAAGAGCAGAAGACCGAGAAUGGUACCUCCGAAGUCAAGGAAAACGGAUCAGCAGAAGAGGCCCCGGCGGAAAACCAAGCCGAGAAUGAGAGCCCGAAGGAAAUGCGAGCAGUCGUCCUGACAGGAUUCGGAGGCCUGAAGUCCGUGAAAAUCCUGAAAAAGCCCGAGCCCACCCCUGGCGAAGGGGAGGUCCUCAUCAGGGUGAAGGCAUGCGGCCUCAAUUUCCAAGACCUUAUGGUACGCCAAGGCGCCAUCGAUUCGCCCCCGAAGUGUCCCUUCAUCCUUGGUUUCGAGUGUGCCGGUGAAAUCGAACAACUAGGCGAAGGGGUUGAAGGACUUGCCGUUGGAGAUCGUGUGAUUGCCUUACCCGAAUUCAGGGCUUGGGCCGAACUCGUAACGGUUCCUUCCAAAUAUGUUUUCAAAUUGCCAAAUAACAUCAGUUUCCUAGACGCUGCUGCCAUGACCAUGAACUACACCGUGGCCUACAUUUUACUUUUCGAAUUAGCUGGACUGACUAAGGGAAAAACUGUUUUGGUCCAUUCCAUUGGUGGUGGCGUGGGACAAGCUAUCGUGCAGUUAGCUAAAACCGUCGAGGAUGUUACCAUUAUCGGCAUCUGCUCAAAAGGCAAACACGAAACUCUGAAGAACGCCAACUCCCCUAUUGACCAUCUCUUGGAACGUGGAAACGACUACCCUAGCGAAGUCCGCAAGAUUUCGCCAGAAGGUGUGGAUAUUGUGCUUGAUUGUCUUUGUGGGGAGGAAUGCAACAAAGGUUAUAACCUACUCAAACCAAUGGGGAGAUACAUUCUUUAUGGAUCUUCUAAUGUGGUUACUGGCGAAACCAAGAGCUUCUUCAGCGCUGCCAGAUCGUGGUGGCAAGUGGACAAAGUAUCACCAUUGAAACUGUUCGAUGAAAAUAGAACCAUUUCUGGUUUCAACUUGAGACAUCUCAUGUAUCAACAAGGACAAGUCAAGUUUGUGCAACAGGUUAUUGAAAAAAUAUUCACUUUCUUCCAAGAGGGUAAAAUCAAGCUUCUUGUGGAUUCCACCUGGGCUUUAGAAGAUGUUGCCGAAGCCAUGCAGAAAAUGCAUGAUCGUAAGAACGUUGGAAAACUUCUUCUGGACCCAAGCUUAGAGCCUAAACCAAAACCAGCAACUCCAGCAAAGGGCAAAGAUAAGAAAAAGCAAUCUUCAGAGGAGAAGAAGGAAGAAGCUAAGGAGAAAGACAAGGAUAAGAAAGUAGAAGAAGAGAAGAAAGAAGAUAAGAAAGAAGAAGAGAAAGAAGAUAAAAAAGAGGAGAAAAAGGAUGAUAAACCCGAAGAGCAGGUAACCAAUGGAGAACCGGCAAAAGAAGAGAGUAAAUAAUUUUGAAUUCAUCUAGGUAUUAUUUCAUUUCAAUUCUAAUUUUAUUCUCUGAAAUUUUUUAAAUAAUUUAUAUGUCAGAUUUUAUCGUAUUGUUUUCAUGAUUUUUCCAAUUUAUUGACUUACUGUAGAAACAUUCGUAUUACUUAUUACAACUAGCAUAAGUUGCUUAAUUAAUGUUGUGGAUUCAUAAUGGAAAGAUUCCAUUAGGGUCGACUGAAUGCUCUGUUCUUCAAAAGAACCUAUUUUCUUACCAUGUAGUUUUUAGCUUGUUUGUGAAGUUUUUUGUUUUCUUCUUGAAUUUCUAUUGGAGCAGAUCUCAUCGUGCUGAAGUAUACAAUUUAAAGCUGUGUUACCAAGGUGAUUCUGAAUUAUCUCGGGAAUUGAAUUGUACACUCCCUAGUUGAGUUUUGUGGGACAGCAGCUUUAUGUUGAAACAUAAGACAGGUUUUGAGAUCGCUGUCAAGGCAAUUCAGAUCGAAUGAUCAUGCCCUAAACCUCAAUUAGUCUAGUGCUACAAUUCGAAAAUCGAUGAGUUGCAUAAUUUGUUUUACUAUUUUAUUUGUGAUUGAACCUAUUUUAUUCUGUACACAUUAUUGAUUGCAUUAACAAUCCGAAGCCUAGGAACAUAUCCUUUUGGAUCAGACCAAAGUAAUAUACAAAUUUUUUAUACAAAUAUAUUUUUUCAUUAGUUAGGCCUUUAUAGCUAUAUUUGUACGCUUAAAAACUUUCGAAGGUUUAAAUCAUCUGAUCACAGGUAUUUUGUGAAGCUUUGAAAAUUUAUGAGAUUAGUCGAAAUUCUAGUUUUAUUGAGAUAUUUUUGCUAUAUAAUAUUUUAAAAAGCAUAUCAAGUUGUGUAAGUUUAUUUUUCAUGCAGUUUAGUUUUUAAGAAUUUACUAAAUCUGGAUAAGUAUCAUAAGUUUUCCAUAGGAAUCAACAGAUACGCUGGUUUUAUGAGAUCAGAAACAAAAUAUCGCUAGGCUGAUGGCUUCUGGUCGGGGCAGCUUACUUCGAUAAAAAUGCACUCUUUGUAAGGGUCAGUGUGAUUGAAAUUUUCUUUGUGUUUGGUCAAAUUUCUUUGCGGAAAUUGGUUAGCAACAACAGGUUGACUUGUUGAAAUGCGCUGUAUUUUUUUCACAAAAUCUUUUCUAUUAUUUAUUUGACUCAUGUUAAGGAAUGAAUCCUGAGGCAAAGCCAACUCUUAAUGAUCUUAUCCAUCGUGUCUACUAUAUUCCCUUCAUAUAUGUAAGAAAAAGCUAAGCAAAACAAAGUUUUAUUGAUGAAUUAUGGCCAUGUUAAGUAAAAUCGUUUCGAAUAUGUGGAUUAUAUUUUUGUUGAGAUAAUUUACUUGAAACAAUAUAAUAUAUUUGCUACCAGUUGCUUAAAAAUAAGCUUUCCAAUAUUUUUGGGGAGCUUCAAAGUGAUCAUGAUGCUGGUUGUCCUUAAUGCCUCCAAAAAUAUCAGAAAACUUUUUCUC
This is a messenger RNA of Coccinella septempunctata (seven-spotted ladybird), 3043 nucleotides long. RefSeq names its product synaptic vesicle membrane protein VAT-1 homolog-like. The transcript has 6 exons. Gene Ontology annotation, molecular function: oxidoreductase activity. The record is from RefSeq and is a predicted model, not a curated record. Bases 175 to 1569 code for a protein of 464 amino acids. NCBI's taxonomy places the organism in Eukaryota, Metazoa, Arthropoda, Insecta, Coleoptera, Coccinellidae.